Molecule: messenger RNA, 3156 nt
Organism: Microsporum canis CBS 113480
Lineage: Eukaryota; Fungi; Ascomycota; Eurotiomycetes; Onygenales; Arthrodermataceae
Product: 2-oxoglutarate dehydrogenase E1 component
Exons: 4
Coding region: 1-3156 (1051 amino acids)
Biological process (GO): tricarboxylic acid cycle
Cellular component (GO): mitochondrion; oxoglutarate dehydrogenase complex
Molecular function (GO): oxoglutarate dehydrogenase (succinyl-transferring) activity; thiamine pyrophosphate binding
Source: RefSeq, a predicted model, not a curated record
AUGCUUCGAACGACAAGAAGUGUGACGCUGAAGGCGUCUGGAGCUUCCUCCAUCCUCAGACAAUCGUCGUAUACACGGUCGAUAUGUUCUGCAGCAAGGUCAAAUCUUCAUCUGGCCGCCCGCAAGCCUUUGAGUGUUGUCUGCGCCAGACAGCCCUGGAAGCAGGCCAGAAGUUAUGCUGUUGCGACUGGUGAGAGCAGCAAAGGAGUGGACCCAAACGAUUCAUUCCUCCAGGGGAACACCGCCAACUAUAUCGAUGAGAUGUACAUGGCCUGGAAAGAGGACCCCCAAAGCGUCCACGUCUCAUGGCGCACCUACUUCCACAACAUGGAAGAGGGUAAAAUGCCCAUCUCGCAAGCUUUCCAGCCUCCGCCUACCAUCGUCCCUACUCCUACCGGCGGUGUCCCUCAACAUAUGCCCGGAAACGCCGCUGGAACCAAUGUCUCAAACCAUCUCAAGGUUCAGCUACUCGUUCGCGCGUACCAGGCUCGCGGACACCACAAGGCAAAGAUUGAUCCUCUUGGCAUCCGCGGCGAGGCCGAUUCUUUCGGAUACAGCAAACCAAAGGAGCUCGAAUUGUCUCACUAUGGCUUCACUGAAAAGGAUCUGGACGAGGAGUUCGCUCUUGGACCCGGAAUUCUUCCACGUUUUGAGACCGAAACACGCAAGAAGAUGACUCUUCGCGAGAUUAUCGAUGCCUGCGAAAAGAUCUACUGUGGCUCUUUCGGUGUAGAAUACAUCCAUAUUCCAGACCGCGUUCCCUGCGACUGGAUCCGUGACCGUAUUGAGAUCCCACAGCCGUACAAGUACUCUGUUGACGAGAAGCGCCGCAUCCUCGACCGUCUCAUCUGGAGUUCCAGCUUCGAAUCCUUCUUGGCCACCAAGUUCCCCAAUGACAAGCGAUUCGGUCUGGAAGGUUGUGAGACCUUGGUACCCGGCAUGAAGGCUUUGAUCGACCGAAGUGUUGAUUACGGCGUCAAGGACAUUGUGAUUGGUAUGCCUCAUCGUGGUCGAUUGAACGUUCUUAGUAACGUCGUUCGUAAGCCCAAUGAGUCCAUCUUCAGCGAAUUCAGCGGUAGCGCCGAACCUUCUGAUGAGGGCUCCGGUGAUGUCAAGUACCAUCUUGGUAUGAACUUCGAGCGCCCGACUCCCUCUGGAAAGCGUGUCCAACUUUCCCUUGUCGCGAACCCGUCCCACUUGGAGGCCGAGGACCCCGUUGUCCUCGGAAAGACUCGUUCUAUUCAGCACUACAACAAUGAUGAGAAGGAGUUCAACACCGCUAUGGGUGUUCUUCUCCACGGUGAUGCUGCCUUUGCUGCCCAGGGUAUCGUUUAUGAGACCAUGGGCUUCCACGCGCUACCCGCAUACUCCACCGGCGGAACAAUCCAUAUCGUUGUCAACAACCAGAUCGGUUUCACCACCGAUCCUCGUUUCGCCAGAUCUACCCCUUACUGUUCUGAUAUCGCCAAGGCUAUUGACGCUCCCGUCUUCCACGUUAACGGAGACGAUGUUGAAGCGCUGAACUACGUUUGCCAGUUGGCUGCUGACUGGCGUGCUCAAUUCAAGAGCGACGUAGUCAUUGAUAUCGUCUGCUACCGUAAACAAGGUCACAAUGAAACCGAUCAACCCGCCUUUACCCAACCUCUCAUGUACAAGCGCAUUGCCUCGCAACAGAGCCAAAUCGACAAGUACGUCGAUAAACUCUUGAAGGAAAAGACCUUCACUAAGGAGGAUAUCGAUGAGCACAAGAAGUGGGUCUGGGGUAUGCUCAACGAUAGCUUCGACCGAAGCAAGGACUACACCCCAACCAGCCGAGAGUGGCUCACCUCCGCCUGGAACGGGUUCAAGACCCCCAAAGAGCUUGCGACUGAGGUCCUAGCUCAUCCUCCUACCGGCGUUGAAGCUGAGACUCUCCAGAUGAUCGGUGCGAAGCUCGGAAGCGUCCCCGAGAACUUCACCCCCCACCGUAACUUGAAGCGUAUCCUGGCCAAUAGGGAAAAGUCCAUCAACGAAGGUCAAAACAUUGACUGGUCCACGGCUGAGGCUCUUGCAUUCGGUACCUUGUGUAAGGAAGGCCACCACGUUCGUGUGUCUGGUCAGGAUGUUGAGCGUGGUACUUUCUCUCAGCGUCAUGCCGUUUUGCACGAUCAGGAGAACGAAAGCACAUACACCGCUCUGCAGCAUAUUAGCCCCGACCAAGGAUCCUUCGUUAUUUCUAACUCCUCCCUCAGUGAAUACGGAGCACUCGGCUUCGAGUAUGGCUAUUCUCUAACCUCUCCCCAUGCUUUGGUUAUGUGGGAAGCCCAGUUCGGUGACUUCGCCAAUAACGCCCAAUGUAUCAUUGAUCAGUUCAUUGCCUCCGGUGAAUCUAAAUGGGUCCAGCGAUCUGGUCUCGUUAUGUCUUUGCCUCAUGGAUAUGACGGUCAGGGCCCCGAGCACUCAUCCGGUAGACUGGAACGUUACCUCCAGCUUUGUAACGAAGAUCCUCGUGUGUACCCAAGUGCCGACAAGAUCGACAGACAACACCAGGACUGUAACAUCCAGAUUGCCUACAUGACCUCUCCCGCCAACUUGUUCCACAUUCUUCGUCGACAGAUCAACCGUCAAUUCCGAAAACCACUGAUCAUCUUCUUCUCGAAAUCACUCCUUCGUCACCCAAGCUGUCGAUCUUCUAUUGAAGAGUUCACUGGCGACUCUCACUUCCGCUGGAUCAUCCCUGAUGACCAGCACGGCAAACAGAUCAAUGAGCCCGAGAACAUCGAGCGUGUGAUAAUGUGUUCCGGUCAAGUCUGGGCUGCCCUGACCAAACAUCGUGAGGCCAAUGGAAUCAAGAACACCGCUAUCACCCGUAUCGAGCAAAUGCACCCCUUCCCCUGGCAACAGCUAAAGGAGAACCUUGAUAGCUACCCCAACGCUAAGGACAUCGUCUUCUGCCAAGAAGAGCCACUCAAUGCCGGAAGUUGGAGCUACAUGCAGCCUCGCAUUGAGACUCUUCUCAACGAGACCGUCCACCACAACAGACGCCAUGUUAUGUACGCUGGCCGUAACCCAAGCGCUAGUGUGGCCACCGGUUUGAAGAGCAGUCACAUCAAGGAAGAGCAAGAUCUAUUGCACGAUGCUUUCACUGUCCACCAGGAGAAGCUGAAGGGCGAGUAG